This is a messenger RNA of Chaetura pelagica (chimney swift), 420 nucleotides long. RefSeq names its product chromosome unknown open reading frame, human C9orf85. Bases 1 to 420 code for a protein of 139 amino acids. The transcript is spliced from 4 exons. The record is from RefSeq and is a predicted model, not a curated record. NCBI's taxonomy places the organism in Eukaryota, Metazoa, Chordata, Aves, Apodiformes, Apodidae.
AUGCGAGACGAUGAAGACCAGAAAAUAAAUGCUAAGCUUCAUGAUGGAGUGUGUCAGCAUUGCAAAGGUAUCUUGGAGUGGCGGGUAAAGUUUAGCAAGUACAAACUACUAUCAAAACCUAAGAAAUGUGUGAAGUGCCUCCAGAAGACUGUAAAAGAUCCUUACCAUAUUAUUUGUCGUCCAUGUGCUGGUAAACUAGGAGUUUGUGCUAAGUGUGGAAAAGAAGAAGAAAUAGUAAUUCCGAUUGAUAAAGGGCAAGAUGCAAAUGAGAAUGUGACUAGUGAAAAUGGCCAAGAGAACAGUGGAUUGGAGGAUGAGCUUGAUUUUGAUACAAACUUCAGUAGUACAGACAGCAAUGAAGAUUCUGAUGUGCUUGAAGAACGAUUUAAAAGUAUGAAUUUUGAAAAGACAGAGAUCUAA